UCCCUUGACAAAGAAAUUUUUGGUUAGGAAACAAGCAUGGUAAACACGCUGUCUGCAACCAGAUGCAUGCGAUUUGUCAUUUGUGUUUGAUCGAUCUAAUGAAAUUUAAUUUCAACGUGCGUGACUUUAUUCCAAAUUUAUGCGACGCGACGUUUAAUUUAUUCGCAUUUCAGAUCAUUUUGUUAUGAUCCGAUUUAAUGCGGCCAGAUGAGUUUUAUAGCCAACGGGUAUUUGGAACUCGUAAUGUUGUGAUGUGACGUAAGUUAAAUUUUCGGGACUCAAAUCGUCGCAAACAUUAUAAAAAUGUAUCCAGUUGAUCUGACAAAGACAAUUCCACCGGCGACUGCCGAUCAGAAAGUGUUCCUGAGCGACGCCGAUCUUGACAAGAUCGCUCUGUUUCUCGUUGGUAAUCAGCAACGCUUCAGAGAAAAUAUUAUAAUCCCCAGAAUGCUGGGACCUGUACAGAUAAAGACUAUCGAGGAAAAGAGAAUAGAUAGCGUGAUGGAAAGCUGUGCUUUUAAGAGCAUUAUGAGUUGUGUUCUAGGAUAUGGUUUGGGAGCAGCUAUUGGAUUAUUUUCUUCCAGCGUGAAUCCCAACGUAGCGAGCGUUGAGAGGCAACAGAGCGCACGAGAGAUAUUAAAGGAAAUGAAAAUCACGACUCUCAGCUAUGCGAAGAAUUUCGCGGUUGUCGGAUGCAUAUUCUCCGCUAUCGAGUGCACAAUAGAAUCGUAUAGAGGUAAAACUGACUGGAAAAAUGGCACGUAUGCAGGCGGUUUGACAGGCGGAUUAAUUGGCUUAAGAGCUGGUAUAAAAGCGGGCAUAGUCGGUGCCGCAGGCUUUGCAGCAUUCUCAACGGCGAUAGAUUAUUACAUGCAUAGAUCUUAGAUUGCAUAGCACAAAUUGUUAAAAGAUAUAUAUAUAUUUGUAUAAAAGAGAUAUAAAAAUUUAUCUAAUUACGUAUCUAUACAAUUCCUGUAUAAAAACAUGGAAAUGUUUGUAGUGUAAAUAUGCUUGUAAAACUAGUAUCGUGUGACUGAAUUAAAAGCGUAAAAUAUA
This is a messenger RNA of Acromyrmex echinatior (Panamanian leafcutter ant), 1056 nucleotides long. Its product is annotated as mitochondrial import inner membrane translocase subunit Tim22. Gene Ontology annotation, cellular component: TIM22 mitochondrial import inner membrane insertion complex. Gene Ontology annotation, biological process: protein insertion into mitochondrial inner membrane. The record is from RefSeq and is a predicted model, not a curated record. Gene Ontology annotation, molecular function: transmembrane protein transporter activity. Lineage: Eukaryota; Metazoa; Arthropoda; Insecta; Hymenoptera; Formicidae.